This is a messenger RNA of Arabidopsis thaliana (thale cress), 357 nucleotides long. RefSeq names its product Cysteine-rich protein. The coding region runs from base 33 to 278 and encodes 81 amino acids. NCBI's taxonomy places the organism in Eukaryota, Viridiplantae, Streptophyta, Magnoliopsida, Brassicales, Brassicaceae. Gene Ontology annotation, cellular component: extracellular region. The transcript is spliced from 2 exons. The record is from RefSeq and is marked reviewed.
AUACUUGAUACAACGAGCAAAGACAAAAUUAAAUGGGUAUUACAAAGACUUCAGUGACUUUUUUAUUCUUAUUAAUAUUGGCUGCUUUUGUAUCCAAUUACAACGUAUUGGCUUCAGAGAUCAAACCUACAGGGAGAAUUGAUGAUCAAUGCAAGCAGAUGUGUUCGGCAACGUACGGGGACGGUAAAUGUGCCUCGGACUGUAGGAAGGCUGGUUUCUCAUCCGGACGUUGUCUAACUUCUUCUCCUUUCGGAAAUAAAUGUUGUUGCACCAAGUGAUACAAACCGAUCUAUAUGAGUUUUCUCUUGUUGGAUUGCCACAAAAAAAUCAUAAAUUAAAAAUUCCUUAACAAAAAAA